AUGUCUUAUCUUGAAAUAGUUAAAGGUGUGAAUAGAAAUAGGAUUUAUCGCGGUCGGGAGAUUAGAUAUAGAAUCGUAGUUGUGCUAUGGUCUUUAGUGUUAGUGUUAGUGUUAGUGUUAGAUAGUGUUAGAGGGGGGUGUAGUGAUGGUAUGUGUGAUAGUAAAGUAGACGGUGAUAGUGACGUUGAUGAGCAGGAAAUAACAGCUCCGGUGGGUUGGGAAAAAUCACCGAAGAUGACUAAAGACCUAACUGCAAUCGGGUUUUCGUUUCAGCAUGAAGAGAGUAUCGUCUAUGUUAAGAAGCACAUGACUGAAGAAGUAGCGGCGCCUGCUUCGGACUCUACUGUAGCUUUAACUUUAACUAACUCCACCGAAAGAACAGAUCAAUCUAUGGUGUUGUGGCCAGAGCCAGAGUUGGAAUUCACAAUGCCCAAAAUUAGUGAAGUAGGCGGAUUGCAGAAGGUUUUGAAUGCAUUGGAGCAUAUUGUUGUUAUCAAAGCCCAGAAGGCAGUAUUUAUCUAUAAAGUAGAGUAUUCACUGAGAUGUGAGGAUAGAUUAAAAUUGAUAUCUCAAGUUAUCAACGUGCUAGAGUGUGAGGAGCUGGAACUUAGAAUAGAAGAGUAUGACAUAAAGAGAUACUCGCAUUGGGUUAGUCAAGUAAAGCCCAGUUUGACCGAAUUAGAGGAAACAAUUAGGCGUGCUGCUUCGAAUUCAAAGCACAAUCUCACAAUUAACGUCUGUUGUUUGAAUCCAUCUAGGGUAGAUCUUAGCCCCUUGAACAUGUCCCUGCGAAACCUAGCUUCCAAACCCGCUCUGAUAGUGACAAUAAUGCAAGAACAAAACGAUCCUCCAUCCAUUUUCAAACCAAAGGACCCAUAUAGACAUUUAUAUGAAGUCCAAGCCAGCACCCAUAUUGAUUUCACAGCUCUCCACAAUCAAGAAAUCCAAUGCCAAAAGAUUGUUAUUGAUAACGAAUUGAAAUGCUUAGCAUUAACUGGUCUUGAGAAUGCUACUACUAACAUUCAUUCUGAAAUAGUUCUAGAACUGCGUUGGAAGACUCUUCUCUAUCUUAUCGAGAAUACGAAGUCUAUCAUUAAUGUUCAUACCAUUAUAGCUAUUAGGCCCGAGUAUACUCAGGAACUAUUUCAACCACAUCUUCUUCCAGAGAAACCACUCUCUACUCCUCGAAUCAUUGCCAUUAAAAUAACUAUCAAAACCAACCUCGAGGGAUGUUGGUGUCUUGAGAACAUGUAUAACCAAUACUACAGCCCCGAAGUAUAUGCCAUAUUUGGCAUAUCUGUUGACGAGAGCACAAUUGAGUAUACGAAAAGACAAAAUGGUUUGUUAGAUACGUUAAAGGCCCUUGAACUCCAUCUAGAAAUGGAUUGUGAGAAGUCGAUAGAACAUGUGACUGCAAAUGGGAUUAAAUGUCCUGCUGAGGAUUGCAGCAAUAACAAGUGGGAACUUCAAGAAUCAGUUGAUAUCAACCUUGGAAUUUUAUAUGAUUUGAUUAUGGUGGGUCUUAGCAAUUGUGACCGUUUCGGCGGCCCAUACGUUGUUUUCUGUCAGAACAUACGCUAUACAGACAUCCACAUCGACGGAGUUGGUGAUUGUUGGGCUAGCACGCUCUGUCAGACAGUUUUAAACCUAUUCAUCAAUAUCACCGCCUGCACACUUAGAAUCUCGAAUGUUAUCGUUGGAGCGAUAGGUAGCUUUGACCUAUCUAAGAUAGAAGGAAAUAACGCACUCCCGGAAAUCUGCCGACGCCGUCUUGUUCUUAAGACCUUGAUACUAGACAAUGUUGAUGAUAGCCUUAUUUACUGGAUCCUAAACAACUACACAUUCGCCAAUUCUAUGGAAGUACAUAUUCUGAACCAAGGCUACAAGAACCUUAAUAUUACCCAAAUCCUCAGCCGCCCUACAUGUCGGAAGAUCUCUAAACUUGUGCUCAAUGACUUUGUUGGAUUAGAUGAGGUGAGGUUGUAUGAGGAGUAUAAGAAAGAAGGUAGACUCACGGAACUCCCAUUAUUCAACUACAUCGAAAGAAUGAAAGCCAAAGACAAAACCAUCACGGAUCUUGGUCUUAACAAACUGCUGUUGCCACUGGAAGGUAUUGAUGACAGUAAGUAUACUGAAAUCUUGGCUAAGUUUAAUGAUAUUGGUAUUCAAUGCGGGGUUAUUCCUUUAGCGGCUAAUAUUCAUCAUCAAAUGGUGGAUUGCAAAUCCUAUAUAAUGACGGCUACUCAAUAUGCAUUGAGGCAUCCCAACAACCGAUUUUAUAAGGAGCUGGUACUCAGAAACAUUAAUCUACAAGAAUUAGAAGCGGAUCUUGCCAGUCGAUGCACCACGUCUACAUCACAGCCAGAUCCAAACCAAGAACAAAAGCCAUCUAUCCAGAAACUUUCCCUUGAUAAAUUAUCGUUAUAUUUCAGUGAUACUAAUCCAAUAACUGAGAAUAACCUAGUGAAGAUUCUCGAUUGGAUUGCUUGCCAAUUUACAGAUCUAGAAUGGUUGGAUCUCUACAAUCUUGAGGUUUCGCAGGCUGAACAAUGGAAGAUGUUAGUCCACAAUUACCACGUCAAUGGGUUAGAUGUCUUCAGAUGUUAUUCCAUAUCAUCAAAGUCCGCACAAAUCAACUUACUUGCCGGCACUAUCCACAAUAUCAGACUAGCAGAGUUUAAUAUCUCUCGUCCUGAUAUUGUUGUCGUGGAUUAUACAAUGAUACCCCACAUUCUUAAACUGGACCUCACUGGGAUGGAUUCUGAGGCACAUUUGUACAAACUCGCAACGGCUAUAAAGAAGUCUACCUCCAUUAUAUGUUCAAUGUGUUCCUUAAGUCUUUAUCGGCCAAUUGAGGUCAAAAGAAAGAGUACAAUGUGGAAACUAUGCUGUGCGACAACAAAGAAGGCAAACCCAGAUACUGUGAGCAGGUUUUCAAUCCUUAAUCCAGAGUUGCACUUUAAAACAGUCUGCUAUUUCGCUUGCGAUCAUCUAUUCUGCAUUGAAUGUGUAUGGAAGAUGAAGAAGCCCCACGAGGAUUUACUAAAGUGUCCAACUUGUAAGAAACAUGCCAGCUAUAAGAAAGCUUGCCAGCUUGUAUACGCGCCUCUGCCCAACCUUGUUCUUGUCAAAAGCAAUAUUCCAACGUCUAUCCCAGAGUCCCAACAAUCUAAGAUCACAACAUGGCGUACAACCCCUACAUUCUUCUAUGCCUCUUAUAAAUACUCAGGUUGGAUGCAUCCUAAACCCAAGAAAGAAGCAAGUUAUAACACUACCACCCCACUCUAUGCCAUGUUCAUUUAA
Nematocida homosporus is the source of this 3303-nucleotide messenger RNA. RefSeq lists its product as uncharacterized. The record is from RefSeq and is a predicted model, not a curated record. Bases 1 to 3303 code for a protein of 1100 amino acids. The transcript has a single exon. NCBI's taxonomy places the organism in Eukaryota, Fungi, Microsporidia.